Molecule: messenger RNA, 2072 nt
Organism: Apis laboriosa (Himalayan honeybee)
Lineage: Eukaryota; Metazoa; Arthropoda; Insecta; Hymenoptera; Apidae
Product: inositol-tetrakisphosphate 1-kinase-like
Exons: 5
Coding region: 460-1581 (373 amino acids)
Biological process (GO): inositol trisphosphate metabolic process
Cellular component (GO): cytoplasm
Molecular function (GO): inositol-1,3,4-trisphosphate 5-kinase activity; inositol-3,4,5,6-tetrakisphosphate 1-kinase activity; ATP binding
Source: RefSeq, a predicted model, not a curated record
UCUGUAAUAUUUAUGACUUCAAAGAAUCAAUAAAUACAUGAUGAAAAAUAUUACUAAAAUAUUGUAAAUAGAAUUAUAAUUUUAGAUAAUUAUAUUAUAUAUUGAAUUAUUAUAAGUUUCGUGUAAUUAAGCAUAAAUAAUGUGGAAUGUGCUUGUCAUUGUAAUAUCGCUAACCUGUGAUCAUUUAUCAUAUAUUUUAAAAUAAAUAACAAUAAUUCUAUUUGUGCAUGAAGUUUAAAUUUCAGAAAAUGAAUAUCCUUUACAAACCGAAUAUAAAAUGUAUACAACCAGAGAAAGUACAAUAAUAUUGUAAACGAAUAUUUUUUAAACGGUUCAAACAUAACCUUACAUUUUGGAAAAAAUAUGAAAUUAGUUGAUAUAAGAAUCUCGUAGAAAACAUAUUAAUAAAGUAUAGCAUACUUAAGAAGAUUGUUAAAAUAAUGUACUGUAUACGCUUUAAUGGAUAAAAAUUAUAUUCUAUAUAAGAAAACAACACGAAAAAAAAUGUGCGACAAGUAUGUCAUUGGUUACUCAAUAUCUGAAAAAAAGCGACAAAAAUUUAAUUGGAAUGAUUUUUGUAGUGUUUGUGAAUCUGAAGGUUUUCUAUUAAAAAUGAUUGAUAUAAAUUCUGAUCUUGAACCUCAGGGACCAUUUCAUGUUUUUAUAUACAAAAUGACAGAUAAACUAGCACAUGCUGAAUAUGGUGAUCAAAAUGCCAAAGCAAUUAUUUCAAAAAUGAAAGAAUACUUCUGCCAACAUCCUGAAAUAAUAGUUAUUGAUCCUUUGGAUAAUAUUAGUAUUUUAAUAAAUCGUUAUAAAUCUUAUGAAAUCUUGCAAGAACAGUUACAACUCAAUGAAGUAUUUACUCCAAGGUUUAUAGAAAUUAAAAGUAAAAAUACUGUUGAAAAUAUAUCAUUGUUAAAAAUGGCAGGUAUUAAAUUUCCAUUUCUUUGUAAACCACUUGUCGCUCAGGGUUCAAAUGAUGCACAUAAGAUGAUGGUAAUUUUUAAUGAACAGGGUGUACAAGAUUGUCAGCCUCCUUGUGUAGCCCAAGAAUUUGUCAACCAUAAUGCAAUCCUUUAUAAAAUAUAUAUAGUUGGAGAAAACUUUCAUGUAGUUGAAAGACCUAGUUUCAAAAAUUUUUAUGAAAAAGACUGUACUGCAUUAAAUACAAUAUUUUUUAGUUCUCAUGAUAUAUGUAAGAGCGGUUCCAAAUCUAAAUGGUCAAUUCUUACGGAAGAAGACAUUCCAAUGACAGUAAAACCAAAAUAUGAAAUAUUAAAAAAAAUUGUCAAAAGAGUUACAGAUCUUUUUGGAUUACUUUUGGUUGGUGUAGAUGUUGUUAUUGAAAAUCAUACUGGAAAAUAUGCAAUUAUAGAUGUAAAUAUGUUUCCUGGAUAUGAUAGUUAUCCUAAUUUUUUUCAACAAUUAAUAAGUUGCAUUAAAAAAUUAUCAAUUGAACACAGAGAUAUACAACAACAUUUUAAAAGUUAUACAUUAAAGAAAUGUUUAAGUGAUGAUUUAGAUUCCGGUUUUGAAAGUGAUGAAAAAAAAAAAUAUUCUACAAAGACAAAUAAAUAAUAACGAAUAACGAAUAAAUUAAAAGGAUUAAUAAUUAUAUCAAACUGAUAUUACAAUUCACUAUAUUGUAACAAGUACAAAGCGAUAUAAUUUGAAAAAAUAAUAUAAACUUUUUUUUUAUAAUAGCUUAAAAUUUUGCCUUCAGAGGCAUUUAAAACUUAUAGCAGAUCUGCGUUUUUAUAACUAGAAUUACUUGCUUCUUUACAAAAAUUUUUUGAUUGUUUGUUUAUAGUAUAAGCUGGAAAAGAAUUAAUUUUGUUUACUAUCUACAUCGAAAUUUUUUAAUAAAUUAGUCUGUUGUGGUAAGAAACGCAUGACUGCCAAAGAAUAUUUUAUACUUUUCACUUAUAUACUAUAUUUGCAUAAGUGGUUGAAUAAACAACAUCUGGGAUUAAUGUAUGUAAUGUAUGUUUAUAAAUUUACAUUUUCAUUGUGAAAUAUAAAACUGUACAUUAAAAAUAUUAAAAAUAUAAUAAAAGGGUUACUGAAUA